Molecule: messenger RNA, 1611 nt
Organism: Symbiodinium sp. CCMP2456
Lineage: Eukaryota; Dinophyceae; Suessiales; Symbiodiniaceae
Source: the annotation of a GenBank genome assembly
GCGCUGCGGAAAUCGCAGAAGGUCUACUCCAUCUGGUUCCACCGGAAGUGGGUCAUCGAACACUUGUUCCAAGAGCUCAAGGCAGAUCCUGACAGCGUCAAAGUUCUGCUCGACACUGAGCUGGAGUUGUGCGGGAGGCUCCUGGAUGUGGACGAGCGAAAUUUCCAUUGUUGGAACCACCGCAUGCACGUGAUGGGUCUGAUGCGGUCCUGGCAAAAGGACCAACCGCAGCCAAUUGACUUGGGCUCCAUUGAUCUCCAGCUCAGCACGGACCUCAUCAAUCGGAACUUCUCCAAUUACUCAGCGUGGCAUUUGCGCACCCUGCUGCAACAGCGUGCUGGUACAGAGGAGCCACAAAUGGAGAUAGACAUCAAUCAGGAGCUGGAGUGGGUCCAAGAGGGAAUCUUCACUGAGCCAAACGACCAAUCUGUGUGGCUUUAUCACAACUGGCUGACCACGUUGGCACGUGGCACAGAAAUGCCCAGGAUAACACACUGUGUGCUCAUGGAUGGUGAGGUCUUUGUGUUCUUCUCGAAGCCUGUUUGUGCAUCUAAUGUCUCAAUGUCGCAAGGUGAUCAGAAGCUGGACGGGCAUCUAGAGCCCACUAUCCCAUCACGCAAGUCUGCUGUGCAGCGGACUCGUUCAUCUGCGAGACGCCGGCGCAAUUGUGCGCUCGGUUGGCAAUUUCAAGCGACAGGUGGCACCGUGCCGUGCUGCAGCCCAAUGGAGGUUCGCAUCGCAGUCGACAUCGAGGUUUUCGGAAGCCUUCCGGACGGCAAGGCAUCCCCUCUGUCGACUCUGCAGGUUGAAUUCCAGGGUCCGAUGAUUGACCUUUCUGCGGCUGCCUCCAGUCUCUCAGUCUUGGAUGCCUUUUUGGGAGAAAGGUUGGAGGAGCGGAAGAAAGAGGUCUUUGAGACGGAGCUCGAGAGGAUAAAGGAGCUACUGGAGAUCGAGCCUGACUGCAGGUGGGCGCUGCUGGCACAAAGUCGUCUGCAGGAUCGGCUUGUAUCCGGCUGCACUGCAGAGCAGCAGAAAUCUACUCAAAGCGCUCUUGCAGAGAGCGCGGCACACGCAAGCACGCUCGAUCCCCUGCGGAAGAACUUUUACUCCGACGCCGGGGCUGCAGCCCAUACUCGGCAGACGAUGCAGGCCUGGCUUGACUGCCCGGAGGCCUACAGAAACCCUUUGAACUUGAGCAGCCUGUCCAUGCGCCACCUGGCUCCAGCGAUCGCCACUUUCGCAUUUGGCGUCCGGGUCCUGAAGAUGGAUGACAACCAUUUGCGUGAGUUUGGGGCCGUCCUGGGACUCAUCAGUCUGGAGGACAUCUCGCUGUCCAAGAACCAGAUCCGGGGAGAUGCAGCGGAGGUCUUCGUGCUACCGAAGCUGCGCCGUGCCAACCUGAGCGGGAACCUCUUGGGCCUGCGAGGGCUGGAUGUGCCACCUCCGAAAUCCCUGGAGUACGUUGACCUGUCGGGCACAGAGGGCACCAAGUCUCUUGAUGGCCCUACGGCAGUGGGACUCUUGCUUGUAGGAUCUCCAGAAGCAGAUCGCCAACACUGGACUGCAGAAGUUGUGCCAGGGGAGGUGUGCAUCUGUCGUCGGCAGGCUUAG